AUGAAUCUUCCAGUUAACGCAGAGAGAAAGAAGAGAAUUCUCAAGUCCUACUCAUACAGAGGUAUUGACCUUGAGGCCCUUCUCAAGUUGUCCAACGAGGAGUUCGGAAAGUUGUGCACUUCCAGUGUCAGAAGAAGAUUCUCCAGAGGUCUAGGUGACAGAGAAGAACGUUUCCUCAAGAAACUCAGAGUUGUAAAGUUGGCCACUCCACCAAACGAGAAGCCAGCCGUUGUCAAGACCCAUUUGAGAAAGAUGAUCGUUGUCCCAGAGAUGAUUGGUUCUGUUGUCGGUGUUUACAACGGUAAGAUUUUCAACACCGUUGAGAUCAAGCCAGAGAUGUUGGGCCACUACUUGGGUGAGUUCUCCAUGACUUACACUCCAGUUAGACACGGUAAGGCCGGUGUUGGUAACGCUGCCAGAUUUGCCGCUCUGAAAUAA
Molecule: messenger RNA, 438 nt
Organism: Komagataella phaffii GS115
Lineage: Eukaryota; Fungi; Ascomycota; Pichiomycetes; Pichiales; Pichiaceae
Product: 40S ribosomal protein S15
Exons: 1
Coding region: 1-438 (145 amino acids)
Biological process (GO): translation; ribosomal small subunit assembly
Cellular component (GO): ribosome; cytosolic small ribosomal subunit
Molecular function (GO): RNA binding; structural constituent of ribosome
Source: RefSeq, a predicted model, not a curated record